AUGAAAAGGCCUUUCUGCUCCUCCCUGCAGCGCCUGACAGCGCGUCUGCGUUCGUCUCCUUGCUCUUCGUAUUCUCUUGCCUCGCCGGCGGCUUCUCAUUCCUCUCUUCUCUCCUCUGUCUCCUCUCUUUCAUCUGCUCCUCUGUCUCUGUCUUCUUCACCUGCUUUCUCUCCGUCUGUCCUCUCGCCUUCGCCGUCUCCCGUUUCCGCUCUCUGCGUUUCUUCUCGCGCUUCGCGGCGUUUUUCCACGUCUUCCUUCCGCGUUCUUCGCGCGACGCUCCGGCGCUUCGUGCUCCACUUUUCCCCUCCCGCGGCUUCACCGUUUCCUGCGCCGUCCCUCGCCGAGCGGCGGCGGUUUCUCCGCUAUCGCCUCCUCCAGUAUCAGCAGCACGCCAAGCAACAGAAGAUCCCGUGGGCCCUGUUUGAGGGCGACAGCCCUCAAAGAGACAGGAAGCCGAGGACUCACCGAGCGAGGGACCAAGACGAGGCAAAGGCAACGGGAAGGCAGCACGAACCCGACCCGGAAAGCGGGGCGUUCACGGCAAACGGAGCGUCGUUCCCUUCGACAGAAGAAACACCCAAGAGCAAGACCAACGCCCCUCCCGCCUCCUCUGGUUCUUCUUUUGCUUCGUCGCUCUCCGCCUCCUUUUCGUCGUCCUUCGUUAACCCACGGUGGCGAGCUCCCGCUCUCUGGCCUGCGCGGCGCCUGCUGCCGCCUCCACCGCCGCCCCCUGAAUACGUCUUUGCAGAAGACGCGGAGAGGCACGCGGAAGAACAAGACGGAGAUGAACGAGGAGACACAGCAGACGGAGACCGAGAGGGCGAAGAGAAGCGAGCGGCGCUCCCGCUGCGCGUGCAGGCUGUCGGUCACGGAACGUUUCUUCUCCAGUGUGGAGGCAUCAAUGUUCUCACUGAUCCCUUCUUCGCCACCAAGGCCGGACCCUUCGGCCGGCUUGGGUUGCCGCGACUGAGUCAGCCGGGGAUUUCUCUGGACUGUCUCCCUCCGAUCGACGUGGUCCUGCUCUCGUCAGUUCGCUUCGACGCCUACGACUACGCCUCUCUGCGUUUUCUGGCGAAGCGCGAUGGGGCGACCUUCUUCGUGCCGAGUGGCGUGCUGGCGCGUCGCUACCUCUCGCCGCGGGUCUUUGGCAAUGUGUACCCGAUGAACUGGGGCGAUCGCGUGAAGUUCGAUGAGAACUUCCUCGUCUUCUUCUGUCCCGCGAUUCACGCCGGAGUCGGCCGCUACGGCCUCGACUGGGGCGUUCCUGGCUGGGGCAGCUUCGUCGUGCAGUGGUGCGCGAAGGAGCCGCUCGCGCAGACCCUGGCGCCCCGAAGCAAGACCGUCUACUUCGGCGGCCGGUCGGCUUAUAGUCGGAAAAUGCUCGAUCUGAUCCGCGAAGGCGCGCGGAGAGACCGGGAGACGCUCAGCGAAGAGAUGGCGAGAGAGGCCGCUCUUCAGAGAGAGAUGGAGCGAGAGAGAAGGAGACGGAGAGGAGAGGAUAAAGUGACGGGGGAUGAGGACGUGGCGGGGGCGAUUGGAGAGGGGGGAGGGAGAAGUGAAGCAGGGACUGACGGGUUUGUCUUUGACCUUUCGAUUCUCCCUGUGGGCGGGUACGAGCCACGGGAGUACAUGCGACGCUACCAAAUGACGCCAGAAGAAGCUGUCGAUGCUCACCUUCGCCUCCAGUCAAAGUUGUCCUUGCCUUCUCACUUCGACGUCCUUCCUGUCGGGAGUGAGGACUUCCGCGAGGCGCCGUCGCGCCUUAUCGCUGCAUGCGGCACAAAAGGAGUUCCCAUCAGGGGUUUUACCGAGCACUCCGGUUUUGAUUUAGCUUCUAAAGGCCACCGUAAAACCGAUGCAGGGCGCGAAGGAGGUAAAACGGCUGCAGAGAAAGAGGCGGGAGACGAGAACCCGAGUGGAGAAAAGGGGGGGUUUAGGAUCCUCGAACCAGGCGCACACCUUUGGGUUCUGUGA
This is a messenger RNA of Neospora caninum, 1974 nucleotides long. RefSeq lists its product as hypothetical. Lineage: Eukaryota; Apicomplexa; Conoidasida; Eucoccidiorida; Sarcocystidae. The transcript has 3 exons. The record is from RefSeq and is a predicted model, not a curated record. The coding region runs from base 1 to 1974 and encodes 657 amino acids. Gene Ontology annotation, cellular component: cytoplasm.